Molecule: messenger RNA, 1046 nt
Organism: Homalodisca vitripennis (glassy-winged sharpshooter)
Lineage: Eukaryota; Metazoa; Arthropoda; Insecta; Hemiptera; Cicadellidae
Product: GILT-like protein 1
Exons: 6
Coding region: 180-863 (227 amino acids)
Molecular function (GO): oxidoreductase activity, acting on a sulfur group of donors, disulfide as acceptor
Source: RefSeq, a predicted model, not a curated record
UAAUGGCACUUUUCCUCAAGUGUCUCAGGUACGAGAAAGGUUCGGCAAUUUAAUCAAGAAAUAUGUGACAAUGAUAUAUAAGCUAAAAGAGUCUGCCAGAUAGGUGUUAACAAUUACAGCUCUUAUUUGUUUUUCUUCAACCUGUCGUUUGGAAUAACGAGAGUACUCCUUGUACGAGAAUGAGCAGAUUGGUAAUUUUCACUGCUCUUGUGGCGCUCACAUGGAUGCAAUGUGAGGCAUAUGAAUUCAGACCAGUUGGCAAUAGAAAAGUGUUUCACGAACCCAUGCUACUCUCUGUGUACUAUGAGAGCUACUGCCCCAACUCUAUCAAAUUUAUUAACGAUCAACUCUACGACGCUUGGAUGUUUAACAACCCCUUCGUUCUGGUGGAAAUGGUGCCUUUUGGAAACGCUAAACAAUCGUACUCUGAUGGACGUAUCACUUUCACCUGCGAGCAUGGACCAAAGGAGUGUAUGGGCAACACGCUGCACGCGUGCGGCAUCCACAAUGCGUGUCAUGGACAGACCACCAAGGACUGUCCAAACACUGACGUCACCAAAGCCUUAAAUUACAUCCGCUGUUUGGUACACCAUGAGGAUCAGUACCACUCCAGACACAAGUGUGCCAAUGAAGCUGGAUUGGAUGAGAGAGCCAUUGAUGAAUGUGUGGAAGGAAAGCUGGGCAAUACACUGACAAGUCGUUAUGGAAAUGAUACCAUGGCUAUGAUAAAAACACCCAUUGACUCUACGCCCUUCAUUACAAUUAAUGGGAAACAUGAUGAAACUGAACAAUACGAGGCGCAGACUCAGUUGCUGGUUUUAAUCUGCAAGUAUCUGCCAGACAACUGUCCCCAUAGCCUAUAGAGUUUCCUAAUAAUAUUAUGCUAUUGUACUAUUACAUUAUAAAAUAGUGAAUAUAUCACCAGUGUUAAAAACAGUUAUUAACAUUUCAAACCAUUAAAACUAGUACUAUGUGAAUGUUUCUUUGAAACUAAAACUAUAUGAAAAGGAAAAUUAAAAUAUCAGAAUAACUUAUUUUAUGGUUUA